Molecule: messenger RNA, 1126 nt
Organism: Andrographis paniculata
Lineage: Eukaryota; Viridiplantae; Streptophyta; Magnoliopsida; Lamiales; Acanthaceae
Product: expansin-A10
Exons: 3
Coding region: 34-780 (248 amino acids)
Biological process (GO): plant-type cell wall organization
Cellular component (GO): extracellular region
Source: RefSeq, a predicted model, not a curated record
UGCUCUCUUCCCACAUUUCCCCAAGACACAAGAAUGGCUUUUCUUGGAAUUCUUGUAAUGGGCUUUCUUGCAAUGGUGGCUGAGGUCAGUGGCUAUGGCGGCGGGUGGAGCAAUGCACAUGCCACCUUCUAUGGAGGGAGUGAUGCUUCUGGAACAAUGGGAGGGGCUUGUGGGUAUGGGAAUUUGUACAGUCAAGGGUAUGGUACAAACACAGCAGCGCUGAGUACAGCUCUUUUCAACAGCGGGCUGAGCUGCGGGUCAUGCUACGAAAUCAGGUGCGCCGGUGCCCGGCAAUGGUGCCUGCCCGGAACCAUUACGGUCACCGCCACCAACUUCUGCCCUCCGAACAAUGCCCUGCCCAACAACGCCGGCGGGUGGUGCAACCCGCCCCUCCAACACUUUGACCUCUCCCAGCCCGUCUUCCAGCACAUUGCCCAGUACAAGGCCGGAAUCGUCCCCGUUUCUUACAGAAGAGUGCCUUGCCGGAGAAAAGGGGGGAUUAGGUUUACCAUCAACGGCCAUUCUUAUUUCAACCUCGUCCUUGUGACGAACGUCGCCGGCGCCGGCGACGUGCACGCCGUGUCGGUGAAGGGGUCCCGGACCGGCUGGCAGGCAAUGUCCAGAAACUGGGGGCAGAAUUGGCAGAGCAACUCUUACCUCAACGGUCAGAGCCUCUCUUUUAAAGUCACCGCCAGUGACGGACGGACAGUCGUCUCCUACAACGUGGCGCCCUCCCAUUGGUCCUUCGGCCAAACCUACGCCGGUGCACAGUUUCACUGAAUUUAGAUACAUACAAACACAUAUAUAUAUAUGUAUUAUAUGCACGUGUUCUAUUUUUUUGGGGGGAGGGGAUUAGGUAGUGAAUUUACGAUGAUUAUUAAUUAAUUACAUGGUCAUUAGUAUUAGUAGUGUGACCUUAAAUUAUUGGCGUAGGAAGGGCUAAUUUUAAAGGGUCCUUUUAUUAAUUAGCUGAGGUGGGUUUAUUACGAGCUGUAAUCACCACCCGCUGGUAAUGUAAUGUUAUGUCGUUACAUUAAUUGGGACACGCCACGUGUUCCUUGACGGUAAUGACUUGGGGUUUGUUGUACUAUUCAAGAAUGUAAAAGCUUAUUUUUAAGUUGGUUUU